Messenger RNA from Prunus persica (peach), 1665 nucleotides. RefSeq names its product scarecrow-like protein 3. NCBI's taxonomy places the organism in Eukaryota, Viridiplantae, Streptophyta, Magnoliopsida, Rosales, Rosaceae. The coding region runs from base 1 to 1218 and encodes 405 amino acids. The transcript has a single exon. Gene Ontology annotation, biological process: regulation of DNA-templated transcription. The record is from RefSeq and is a predicted model, not a curated record. Gene Ontology annotation, cellular component: nucleus. Gene Ontology annotation, molecular function: sequence-specific DNA binding; DNA-binding transcription factor activity.
AUGUAUCCAUCAUCAUCUUCUUCUUUUUUGUCAUCGUCGUCACCACCUCUUGAAGCCUUAAAGCCAGAAGAAAGAGGGUUACAUCUAAUCCAACUCCUCAUCAAGUGUGCUAACCAUGCAGCAUCCCGCAACCUCAAUCUAGCUGAUGAAUGUCUUUGCCAAAUCUCACGACUUGCGUCCUUGCAUGGCGAUUCCAUGCAAAGGCUUGCUGCCCGGUUUGCCUCUGCUCUCGCGUUCCGUCUUGUCAAGAAUUGGCCCGGCAUCCACAAGGCCCUAAACUGUGACACCAAACGGCCUAAACUAGAGUUGGACCGGGCUCGCGUCAUCUUCACAAAGGCCUUCCCUUAUCUCAGUUUUGCCUAUGCCAUCAUCGCCCGAACCUUGCUCCAAGCCAUGUCCGCCGAGCGGGUAAUCCACAUUGUGGACUUGGGUUCUGCGGACCUAAAACUAUGGGCUCCACUUUUGCAGAGCUUCGCAGCUUUGCCAGAUGGGCCUCCCCAUUUGAAAAUCACUUGUGUAAAUAGCAAUAAAGCUGUCUUGGAGAAGUUGGGCCCAAAGCUUGUAAAAGAGGCAGAGGCCUUCGACAUGCCAUUCCAAUACAACCCACUAAAUGUUAGCCUAAGAGAGUUGACAAAAGACAUGCUUAAGGUAAGGUCAGGAGAAGCAUUGGGUUUUGUCUCAAUUCUCAAUCUACAUGUCUUAUUGGCCCAAGAUGACCAAGCGGACGCACAAUUUAGGCCCAAAAAGAGCAAUAUUGAUGUCAAGGAUUGUAAGCAAAUGGGUGAGUUUUUAGGCAUGGUAAGGUCAAUGUCCCCAAAAGUGGUGUUGUUGGUAGAACAAGAAGCUCACCAUAAUUUGAACCAUUUGGUGGACAGAUUCAUUGAGGGCUUGCACUAUUAUAGCGCAAUGUUUGAUUCAUUAGAGGCCAGCUUUGGGGGCUUGUCUUCAUCAAGUGAAGAACGCUUCGUUUUGGAGGAGAUGUUUGGGAGAGAGAUUGAAAACAUUGUGGCUUGGGAGGGUGUGGAGAGAGAAGAGAGGCAUGAGAGAUAUGCAUGGUGGAUGGUUAGGUUUUGUGAAGUUGGGUUCAAACCUGUGCGCUUGUGGUUGGAUUCUAUGGAGGAUUCAAAGAAGGGUUACAAGAUUAUUAGCCAUGGAACAAGUUUGAUGAUUUGUUGGAACGAAAGGCCUCUCUAUGCUGUUUCUGCUUGGACUUGUUAGCUAGCUUAGCAUCAUAAUUUCUUUUUUUUGUUGCAAUUAAUUAUAUGAAUACAAGUGCUAUUAAAGAUCAAAUUUGGAGUUAAAAUUAGCAAUUCAAGGCUUUUGUUGUGUUGCUCCAAGUGAUGUUUAUUUAUUUGUGCACGAGGUUUUUUUUUUGGGUCAAAGAGGUUUUUUUUGGAGAUUCGGUUUAUUUAUUUAUUUUUAUACAAGCGAUAUUUUAUUUUAAACUAAUCUAAAUUAUGGAGAGGAGGAUUUGAACUUGAGUGCAGAAUGGGAAGCACAUCCGCUCUAGCCAACUUUGUUAAACACAUAUAUGCUUUAUUUUAGUUUUGAAAUAAGUUAAACAUUUAAUAAUUUAAUAGAAUUCAUAAGUUAAUAUUUGAGUCAUCAAUCUAUCCGGGAAAGAAGAACCUCCAUCGUGGAGGCUCCAUGACAUAAAAUAAUGCA